AUGAUCAGACAAGACGUGUGUCCAUGUUCUCUCGACUUACCCCCCCACCUGGGGGGACUGAUGGUCUCGUAUGGAGCUUUGCUAGAGUACCGGAUCACGUGCAUCGGGUCACGGGCAACCGUGACCUUGGUGUACGGAGACCCGGUACCACCGAAGAAAGGAAGGUGGAGGAAGAGGAGACGUGCGCCAGGGAAGGCUCAGGGGGAGACAAAACCGGCGGCUAAACCGCCGGCAGCGCCACCUUCUGCUUCGCCACCCAUCGCCGCUCCCCGUAUGAGGAUAGGAAUAGAAGAGGCACCAGCCCCGGACAUCCCGUCUUCUGCGUUGGAACCAAAUAGACCAACUCCACAGGCCAGGACUUCAGCGCCUCCGGUUGUGCCGCCGAUUAUACAGGCGGCACCCGUUGAGGCGCAGGCCCGAAAAGUGGCUAUAGUAAAAACGGAAGGCAACCACUCCCCCGAGUGGCCAACCAGACAAGCCAAGCCAACCGUUCCAACCGCCGAAACCUGA
Molecule: messenger RNA, 510 nt
Organism: Gigantopelta aegis
Lineage: Eukaryota; Metazoa; Mollusca; Gastropoda; Neomphalida; Peltospiridae
Product: SH3 domain-containing protein C23A1.17-like
Exons: 1
Coding region: 1-510 (169 amino acids)
Source: RefSeq, a predicted model, not a curated record